Asterias rubens (European starfish) is the source of this 6554-nucleotide messenger RNA. RefSeq names its product plexin A3-like. Gene Ontology annotation, biological process: semaphorin-plexin signaling pathway involved in axon guidance; regulation of cell shape; negative regulation of cell adhesion. Bases 482 to 6214 code for a protein of 1910 amino acids. The record is from RefSeq and is a predicted model, not a curated record. NCBI's taxonomy places the organism in Eukaryota, Metazoa, Echinodermata, Asteroidea, Forcipulatida, Asteriidae. Gene Ontology annotation, cellular component: semaphorin receptor complex. The transcript is spliced from 33 exons. Gene Ontology annotation, molecular function: protein binding; semaphorin receptor activity.
CACAGCAUGCAUGCAUGAAUCAUACAAAGUACACACGGCCGGACGGGACACACACACAAACCUGAAGGACUCGUCGCCAGUGUUCAAAACAUAAACACAGUUUCUUGUUGAAUUCCGUAAUUUUCAUAAAAGUUGACGAGUAUUAGUGUGGAGUUGAAGGCGAGAAUCUUCUGAGAGUGAAAACCUACAAACAGCGGGCCAGUGUUUGUGGGUGAUUAUGGUGAAACGAAAUCGGAAAUACUCGAAAAUAGCCGUGACAUAGUUUUCAGAGUUGGGACAUUCCACAACGUAAGUUGAUGUGGCCUACUGGAUAUAUGUUUGAUAGCAGUGUCUCGUUCUAGUGGUGAUGCUUUUCAGGGGUAGAGACCAGGAAGUUUGUCUAUGUUUUCAAACCGCAGUCAACAGUGGCAUCGAACUUAAUUAUCAACAGGACCCCAAGCAUACUUCCGCAUGACUACUGACGGUCCCCAUCAUUGACAGAAUGGCUGUUGGUGCAUGUAUAUCAAGGGGCUACCGCCUAGGUAAUCUACUAACCAUGGAAUCCAUCAGCCUGAUCCUACUUUUGCAACUUGUCGCUGUUGCUCAAAUUACUGCAGUUUCUUACGAACAAUUUGAAGUGACCCUCGACCCAGGUGGUGGCCUGGUGCCCCUUCAACGAAUGGCUCUGGACAAGUCCACAGAAACACUUUUUGUGGGAGCUGUGAACAGAUUGUAUAAACUUUCAAGUGAUUUACAGAUAGAGGGGGAAAAUAUCACAGGACCUGUGAACGAUAAUCAAGCAUGCCCACCACCCCCAAGAAGUUGUAGUGUGGCUACAACACCUACAAAUAACAUCAACAAAGCUUUAGUCGUCAAUGAGGAAGGGAAUCAGUUGAUUGUGUGUGGCAGUGUUUAUCAGGGUGUCUGCCAGGUACUUCGUUUGAAUGAUAUGAGUAUCGUUGAGCAGCCAUCUCGUGAAGUGGUUACCAACACUGAGCAGGGUUCUAAUGUUGUUUUUAUCGCUCCUGGACCAAGCGGGAUAGGUAAUUAUCUGUACAGUGCUGCAUCGCGUGCAAUGUGGUUAAGAGAUGUGCCAACAGUGGCAAAAAGACUUCUUAGUAGAAGUUUACUUGGAGGUUCAACGUUUGACCCCGUGGCUGAUAUACAGAUACCUGGGAACACCAUAGAUGAAACAGCAGCUGGCAAUACUUUUGACAUCAAUUACAUGUUUGGGUUUACCAGUGGAAAAUUUAGCUACUUUAUUGCAACACAACUUGAAAACUUUCGUGAAGUUGGGUCCCCACUUUACACAAAAAUUGUCCGCUUAUGCCAAGAUGAUACUUCAAUGUUAUUUUAUUCGUACAUUGAGCUUCCGCUGGUUUGCAAAGAUUCAGGUGGUGUUAAUUACAAUCUUGCGAAGUCGGCGUAUGUCUCUAAAGUAGGAACUGGAUUGCAUUCAAACAACAUUACGCAAGAUGAAGACAUUCUAUUUGUGACAUUCUCCAAAGAGUCAGUAAUUGGAGAGGAGUCAGUUGUAUGUAUGUAUCCAGUCAAGACGAUUAAUGAGCACUUUCUGGAGAGAGUGAAAGAUUGUGCCAACCAAGGGACUGAUACAACGGAGAUUGACUGGUUAGCGUCAUCAACAUGUGUUCAAUCAGAUGGCUUGAUUGACUUAGCAGACAGAGAUGGCUCGAACUACUGCCAUCAGUCAGAUACAAACCAACCUCUGGGUGGACUGAAAAUCCCUAUUGAAGCAAGGGCAAUCUAUUCCAACAGCGGUGCCAUCACAGCCAUUGCAGUCACACCACAUUUUGAGGCAACAGUGGUCCUACUUGGUGAUGAAUUAGGUCACUUGAAGAAGCUGCGUGUUCAAUCACUGACUGAAGCCCAGCUUUAUGAAGAGCUUCCCGUUGUAGAAGGUAGCCCCGUCGUCCAGAACGGAUUGAUGUUUGACAAGAACAUGAAUUUUGUCUACUUCAUGACCGAGAGAAAGAUCAGCAAGGUCCCCAUACAGACCUGUGAGACAAUGACAACCUGUGAAGAAUGCCUGUCAGCUGGAGGGAGCGUUGGAGACCCACACUGCGGAUGGUGCCCAUUGCUAACAAGAUGCACAAGGCGUCUUGAUGGAGAGUGCCCCGGUGCCUCUUCAAUGACCAAUCACUGGAUAGGAGAGAAAUCCCAAUGCAUCAAGAUCCAAUCAGUGACUCCGCCCAGCAUUCCCAGUGACUCUGCACCAACAGAGCUUGAGAUCCUGGUGACAAGUCUUCCCAAACUCAACAGCAGCUUGGACUAUUCCUACGAGUGUGUGUUUGGAGAUCUUGGCUCAACGGCCCUGGAUGCCAGUAUGACUGAACCCAUUGGGAACUCCUCAGUCAAUUGCCACUCCCCUGAUACAACCAAUGUACAGCUGUUUGAACAAGGCUCUCUGUCCAUACCGCUGUCCAUCCGAUCCACGGAGACUGAUAUGCUCAUCGUCAACACAACCUUUGACCUGUACAACUGCAGCGCAUUUGAUAGCUGUACCAAAUGUGUAGACAAUGCGUUCAUGUGUAACUGGUGUGUCCAUGAGAAUCGGUGUAUGGGUGAUUCCAGCAGCUGUAUCGCAACUGGUGUGGUUGGAUAUCGGGAGGGAAACACUAAUACUACGGGUAAGGAGUUUUGCCCAAGAAUUGAGCUUGGCAGUGGUGUAGAAAUUCUUCUCCCUGCAGGUGAAACCAGCGAGUUUAGUCUCAUUGCUGCUCGACUUCCUGUAGAGGAUGGAUACGAGUGCGUCCUGAGGUAUGAAGACAGAGUGAUCACAACGCCAGCCACAAAGAUGGGAGAUAACGCCAUCAUGUGCUCUCCAAGGAAGUACAACUACACUUCAACUGAAAGCUUCAUAAAGGCUAAGUUCAGCAUGAGAUGGAAUGACGGAAAGUUUCUCUUGGACAACCCUUCUGACAUACACGUUACCCUCUACAAGUGUGCAAUGCCAAGAACUAACUGUGGCAAAUGCCUUAUGCUGGAUAGCAAGUUUGAUUGCGGUUGGUGUGAGAGUACCAAAGAGUGUUCCAUGGAGUCAAGGUGUGGCCAGCAGGAGACAUGGCUGAAUGGGGAAGACGGUUUAUGUCCUGAUCCUACUGUCAGCUCGUUUCAUCCUCAAAGUGGUCACAUUCGAGGGAACACCAACCUGACUAUCUUGGGUUACAACUUGGGCAAGAGCAGAGAUGAUGUUAUAGAGAUCAGAGUAGCUGGAAUCAAAUGUGAUGUUAAAGAGUACAGCGAGGCGGAGAGAAUCGUCUGCCUGACCCAAGCAAGUACAGAGGUUACAGCUGGACCUGUAAGAGUCAUGUUAGGCAAAAACAAUACCACAACGGAAGAGGCCAUAUCCGAAGACGACUUUGCAUACGUGAUUCCGGUAAUAACCUCCUUCAGACCGGCCGAUGGACCCAAGUCAGGAGGAACCAGGAUCACGUUGUCUGGAACCGACCUGAACGCAGGAAGCCAGCAAAGUAUCAUAGCAGCAGGCAUGCCGUGCAGUCUCGAUGGACCCACAAAUGUGUCCCAGAUUAGCUGCAUAACAUCACAGUCUGAGGAAGGCACUACGGGUUCGGUUAUGAUGACCUUUGAUGAUCUCGGUGAGGUCAGGAGUGAUAGUAACUUCUCAUACGCAGCCGACCCUAUAGUAAACAGUGUAAAUCGGAUGACCACUAUACUCAGUGGUGGAUUAUUAGUGGAAGUGAAUGGUGAUCAUUUGAAUGUGAUUCAAGAGCCUCAGAUGGUGUUUUAUGUUGGGCCAGAUCUUCCGCCAGUUAAACCAUUGAACUGUUUCGAUGUCCAAGACACAGCAAUGACUUGCAAGACGCCAGAUUUAAGUGAUUUCCUCGCCCCAAGCAACAACUCGCGACUAUCCUCACCUGAGUUGGGUGUGGUCACCUUUGGCUUCAUCUUAGAUGGAGUAGAGAUGUACAAGGAGAAUGAGGAUUACAGGAUGACUGUUUAUUUAGAUCCAGAGUAUUUCCGGUUUGAGGAGGAGGGAUCCAUCAAAGAGGUGCAGUUCGGAGCACGGACGAUGAUUACUAUUCAGGGUCGCUAUGUGAAGGAAACAUACCAAGAGAAGGACGUCAAAGUGUUUGUUGGGAGUAUGGAAUGCAUAUCAUUAACGCAGAAGGGAAACAACCUGACGUGUCCUGUUCCAGUCAACGAUCAAGGAGAUGAGAUCUAUGAUGUCAGGGUGGAACAAGGCAACCUGAAUGUGACUGUGGGUCGUCUGAAGUACCUCCCGCAGCAGCUUUCUCUCUACAUCAUCAUCGGGGCGGUGUGUGGAGGAGCUUUCCUCAUCAUCAUCAUCCUCUUUAUUGUCUGCAUCUGUCGUCGCAUCAGCGCCAACGAGAGACGCUUCAAGAAGAUGGAGGUGCAGAGGGACGAGAUGGAGAUGAGAGUCGCGCAGGAAUGCAAAGAUGCCUUUGCCGAGUUGCAGAUAACUGUUUUAACAGUGAAUGAUGUAGAGGGAUCUGGAAUUCCAUUCCAUGAUUACAGAGACUACGCUGCGAGAAUCCUCUUCCCUUGGAACCCUAACCAUCCGGUCUUCCGGGAGAUACCAGUCAGUAAAGAGAAUAUCACUGGAAUCAAACGCGAUGUCCUCCAGAAGGGUUUGGUCCAGUUUGGCAACCUGAUCGGGAACCAGACCUUCCUGACCAUCUUCUUACACACCCUAGAAGCCCAGAAGACCCUGAGUCUGAAGGAUCUUAGCAACAUCGCCUCCUUGCUGGUCAUCGCUCUCCACAACCGCAUGGACUUCCUCAUGGAGGCCAUCAAGUCUCUGCUGCAGGAGAACAUCCAGAAGUAUGUCGACCAGGGCUGCCCUCAGCUUCUCCUCAGGAGGAGUGAAGCAGUUGUUGAGAAGCUUGUUUCUCACUGGUUAUCAUUAUUGAUGUAUGACUCACUCAGAGAGAGCAUGGGCAAGCCUUUAUUCCACCUCUUCUAUGCUAUCAAACAACAGGUUGAUAAAGGUCCAGUGGACUCCAUUACCGGCGAGGCACGCUAUGGUCUGAGUGAGAUGAAAGUUAUAAGACAACAAAUUGACUUCAAGACACUGAACAUAUUCACAGCUGGUCUAGAUGUGACUGCAGAACCCAUCCAGUUGAAGGUGUUGAACUGUGACACCAUCUCUCAGACGAAAGAGAAGAUUCUUGAUGCUAUCUACAAAGCGUAUCCCUACUCCAAACGACCCUCACGAGAUGAACUUGAUCUUGAGUGGAGUGACAAGCCCCAGGGGUCUGGUAGUAUGGUUUUACUGGAUGAAGAUGUCCGUGGUAGACUCGAUGGUGAAUGGAAACGAGUCAACACACUAGCACACUACCAGGUUCCUGAUGGUGCAACGCUACGCCUAGUUAGAGCCCAGAUCAAUGGAGGGUCUCUUCCAAACUCACCAGCAAGAAAAUAUGGUCUAGGCACUUUACAGACAAGUCCAGCCACCUCAGCAUCUCCCAUCAUUGACCCUGAGAGGGGAUCAAACCAGUGGCAUCUUGUCAAACACGUUGACUCUGGAAGUCUAAGGAAAGGAGAGCGGGACCAGAAGAUGAUGGCCGAGAUCUACUUGCCGAGGUUACUCACUACAAAGGGAAUCUUGCAGCAGUUUGUGGAUAACCUUCUGGAGACCAUCUUCAAGUGCGACAAGUAUGACUCAGAGGUCCCUCUGGUCAUCAAGUACUACUUUGACUUCUUGGAUGAUCAGGCACGAUUGCAAGGCAUCACUAACCCGGAUGUGGUUCAUGGAUGGAAGAGCAAUAGUCUUCAGUUGCGAUUCUGGGUAAAUCUCAUAAAGAACCCAGACAUCUUGUUCGACAUAAACAAGUCUGGGACAGUAGAUGCCUGCCUGUCAAUCAUUGGCCAGACGUUGAUUGACGCUUGCUCUGUGUCUGAACAAACACUCACCAAGGACUCACCGUCUAACAAGCUACUGUAUGCCAAGGAUAUCCCAACCUACAAGGAAUGGGUAGCAAGCUACUACAAGGAGAUCAACAAUAUGGCCGCUGUGAGCGAUCAGGACAUGGGUGCCAUGCUGGCUGCUCACACCAAUAAGUAUCAGAAUGAGUUUCAGCCGCUUAAUGCGCUCAAUGAGUUGUACUUCUGCUAUGCAUGCAUCUACAAGAGCGAGAUCCUCCAAGCUCUCGAUGAGGACAAGGACGCCCUGAAGUUGAACCUCGGCGAUCGUCUUGAGGACAUCUUCCGUCUGAUGGCCGACUCUGCAUGACAAUUAUUGAAAGAGUCCCAGGUUUAAUUGCAUCUUCAACUUCCACAAUAAUCAGCAAAAUCUAUCAGACAGACCACGGCUGAGUGAUGUACCUCACUGAUAGCGAUAACUGUUCGAUAUCGUUAUUGUCCACUUGUGUAAAAGAAGAAACCCCUAAACGGAAUAGGUAAAAAAAAAAAAAAAAAGUGUUCCGUUGUUGAAGUUAACCCUAAAGUUCAAGUUUUUUUUUUUCAUUGUUGUUCAAAUGUUGGUUUCUUUAGAGUCCCCAUGUUUUGUUUGAUUUGGAUAAAAUAGGUAUUGUUUUGUUUUUCCUUGGAGUUUCCAUGUUUUGUUUGAUUUG